AUAUUUUUAGAGCUGACCGAAGAUCAGGCACCUUAAUUAAGAUUUUUCAGGCAUCAGGUAAAAAGAUGGGCUCUUACUUCGGCUCCUCCUUAUGCGCAGUGGACCUCAACGCUGAUGGCCUCUCCGACCUGCUGGUGGGGGCCCCCAUGUUUUCUGAGAUCAGGGACGAGGGGCAGGUCACCACCUACAUCAACAGAGGAAACGGCGCCCUUGAGGAGCAGCCGGCCCUGACCGGGGAUGGAGCCUACAACGCACACUUUGGCGAGAGCAUUGCCAGCCUGGGCGACCUCGAUGACGACGGGUUCCCAGAUGUGGCCAUUGGUGCACCCAAGGAGGAUGACUUUGCGGGGGCCGUGUACAUCUAUCAUGGCGAUGCCAGUGGGGUCAUCCCUCACUACUCCAUGAAACUGUCUGGGCGGAAGAUAAAUCCAGUUCUGCGGAUGUUUGGCCAGUCCAUAUCCGGGGGCAUUGAUAUGGAUGGGAACGGCUACCCUGAUGUAACUUUCGGAGCCUUCAUGUCGGACAGCGUGGUCCUUCUCAGGGCGAGGCCCGUCAUUACCGUGGACGUCUCCAUCUUCCUUCCGGCCUCCAUCAACAUCACGGCCCCUCAGUGUCAGGACGGGCUGCAGCCGGUGAACUGCCUGAACGUCACUGCCUGCUUCCGCUUCCACGGCAAGCACGUUCCGGGAGAAAUCGGCUUGAAUUAUGUUCUGACGGCUGAUGUGGCCAAGAAGGACAAGGGCCAGCCCCCCAGGGUCUACUUUGUGCUGCUGGGAGAGACCACGGGUCAGGUCACAGAGAAGCUGCAGCUGGUCCACAUGGAGGAGACGUGUCAUCACUACCUGGCCCAUGUCAAGAGGAGAGUGCAGGACGUCAUCAGUCCGAUUGUGUUCGAAGCGGCCUACAGCCUCGGGGAGCAUGUGACCGGAAAGGAGGAGAAGGAGCUGCCUGCCCUGACGCCAGUGCUCCGCUGGAAGAAGGGACAAAAGAUCGCCCAGAAGAAUCAGACCGUUUUUGAAAGGAACUGCCGUUCGGAGGACUGCGCGGCUGACCUGCAGCUCCGGGGGAAACUGCUGCUCUCCAGCACUGAUGAGAAAACCCACUAUUUGGCUCUGGGGGCUGUGAAGAAUAUCUCUUUAAACAUCUCCAUCUCCAACCUCGGGGACGAUGCCUAUGACACCAAUGUGUCCUUCAACGUUUCCCGGGAGCUCUUCUUCAUCAACAUGUGGCAGAAGGAGGAGAUGGGCAUUUCCUGUGAGCUGUUGGAGCCGGACUUCCUCAAAUGCAGCGUGGGAUUUCCUUUCAUGAGGUCAAAGUCAAAGUAUGAAUUCAGCGUCAUCUUUGACACGAGCCACCUGUCUGGAGAAGAGGAGGUUCUUACAUUCAUCAUCACGGCUCAGAGCGGCAACGUGGAGCGCAUCGACUCCCUGCAGGACAACAGCCUGGUGCUGACGGUGCCACUGGUGCACGAAGUGGACACAUCCAUCACCGGAGUCAUGUCUCCAACCUCCUUUGUGUACGGUGAGUCUGUGGACCCCUCCAACUUCAUUCAGCUGGAGGACCUGGAGUGCCAUUUCCAGCCCCUCAACGUCACCCUCCAGGUCUACAACACGGGGCCAAGCACCCUGCCUGCGUCUUCUGUCAGCAUCUCUUUCCCUAACCGGCUGGCCUCUGGGGGUGCAGAGAUGUUUCAUGUGCAGGAGAUGGUGGUGAGCCAAGAGAAAGGAAACUGCUCUUUCCAGAGAAAUCCAACCCCGUGUAUCAUCCCUCAAGAACAAGAAAAUAUCUUCCACACAAUAUUUGCUUUUUUCACAAAGUCCGGGAGAAAAGUCUUGGACUGUGAGAAACCAGGGAUGUCUUGCCUGACAGUGCACUGUAACCUGAGUGCCCUCGCUAAAGAAGAAAGUCGGACAAUAGACGUGUCCAUGCUGCUGAACACAGAAAUACUGAAGAAGGACAGUUCCUCUGUCAUCCAGUUUAUGACCCGAGCCAAGGUGAAGGUGGACCCUGCCCUCAGGGUGGUGGAAAUAGCCAACGGGAACCCGGAAGAGAUGACGGUGGUCUUCGAAGCCUUGCACAACCUGGAGCCACGAGGUUACGUCGUGGGCUGGAUCAUUGCCAUCAGUCUGUUGGUGGGGAUCCUCAUCUUCCUGCUGCUGGCCGUGCUACUGUGGAAGAUGGGCUUCUUUCGCCGGAGGUACAAAGAGAUCAUCGAAGCGGAGAAGAGCCGGAAAGAGAACGAGGACAGUUGGGACUGGGUCCAGAAAAACCAGUGACCUCGCCGCCCCCGUGGCAUGACUCAGCACCCGCCCGUCGGCCUUGGUCUUUGUAUCUUCCAUAUUUGGAAGAGAGAAUCUUCUCCAGAUUUUUCGGAGGCCCCACUGAUGCUGUCCUCUUGCUCCUGAAAUCCCACGCCGGCGCCAGCCCGAGGCCGUCCGCCCGCCCGUCGCCAGGUCACCAGACUGGAGCCACAACCACUUCCUGUCCGAGCAGCACCGCGCACCCUGGACAGCGAGCGCAUGAUGGGGCGCCGAGCAAUAUUUAUGGAAGCAGUGUGCGAGGUCAACCCUCAGGGGAAAGCUGUACCUAAAGUAUUUUUAUAAAUAUAAGCCUUUUAUACUGAUGACGUCUUUAUAUUUGUAUCGAUGUUCUAUGAUUUCUAUUAAACAGUUAUAUAAAUUCACUCAAGCACUGAUCGCUGACCUGAACUCUUGGAAGUACCUGUCCACGCUUCACGAAGUUUAAAAGGAUAGAAGAAGAAAACCCAGACCUUACUGUACUUUGGAACUUGAGAUACGGUGGAGGAACUGCAUGCCGUGAGCCCACCAAGCCGCCAGCAUCUGUAUGAACUGCGGACGUAGCAAGACCCCUAAGACGGCGUGAGUCGUGUGCCUGCACUCAAGCCGGUUGACGCAGGGCACUAGGGAGCCAGCAUUGGGUUUUCACAGUACCCCGCCUGGGAAGACGCCCAGCAGGCAUUUGGGUGGGAAAACCUGGUUCCUCACACAUCUGUUUUGGGACUCCUUUCUGCAGCCAACACCACCCACCUGCCUGCCACUCAUAGUCACUACCCGAAGCUCGGAGCAGCCCCAGCAGGCCACCUGGUAAACCACCGGAUGGCAAUCUUCCCUGGAUGCUAGAGAGUCCAGCAUCGGCCAAGCAGAGCCCUGCAGAGAAUGCCUUUUCAGGGUGACUUGAAGUGAUGGUUGUGUGGGGCUUCGUCAACUGGAUCUCAAUGCGUAGCCACCCCGUGAGACAGAGCAGAGCUGCUACACAGGGUUUCCUCGGCUGUCAUCUUACCGGGAGCCAAGGGCCCAGGCUUUCCUCCCUGGGGUCACUUGGUGGAUUCCAGCCUUUCGGUCAGCAGCCUGGGUGAGAACCUAGUGCUUAACUGUCCCACCCAAACCCACUGUCACCACGUCGAUGCUGACUCAUAGUGACCUUAUGUAGGAUUGCCGAGGCUGUCAAUCUUAACAGGAGCGGAUCACCUCACCUUUCUCCUGUGGAGUGGCUGGUGGAUUUGAACCAUUGGGCUUUCCGUUAGCAGUCUGAUGGUGACUCAGUGGUACCACCAGGGUCCUUAUUUCCAGGCUAGCAUUCUCCGCUGCCCCCUGUCGGGCAUGCUCACCUCGCUCAUGGCAACCAUUCCUUCCUUCCUGGAGACAACCUUAAUUGCUUGUAAGGGUCCGAGGUGGUGUUUCCAAGAAACAAACCCAGAGCUGCCAGUAAGAGAGGGGGUGCCGGGGGGAGCCAGGCAGGGUGCAUUCUCAGGGAAACCCUGCGGAGGAAAGCAGCUGCAGCCUGAUCUCACAGGGCGCUCUGGGGGGAGAUUGUCGCCUCGGAGUUGGGCCGAGCCAAGAAAGGGGAGCUGGGCUUGCUUCUGCUGUGGAGAAGGCUCUCCCUCAGAGCCUGCCAGCAGCACAGCUCCAUUGGUUAGCCCAGUCCCUGAAAGAAGAGCUGCGGGGACACCCCCAACCUGGGGAGGCACACCAAUGGUAUAGUAGAGUGGUGCCGAUGGGCCUGGGCAGAGCACUGACACCCCACCCCCCACUCCUGCCCUCCCCGACCCCUGCUCAGAUUUAUGCUGAAUGAUGGCUUCUCAUGGCCAAGCUCUCUGGGUGGCCCUGCUAACUAGCGCCUGUGCUGGGCUUCCCCAGUCUUGAGUGCCGGGUGACUUUGUAAAAGGGCAGUGGAAUGAUGGAGGUGACAUGCUUAGCCCUGCGCUGGCUCAUGGCGAGCACUCGGUCACUGUCCGCAGCUACAACUGCAGUGACCACCACUGGUGCACAGCCAUCUACUGAGGGAGAAAAUAUCAGUCUUCGAGCCCCAAAGAGGCUCAUGAGAGCCUGCUGGAGCCCCAGGUACCCAGAGAGGCCAUUUCUCGAGACCCGAGAUCAAGGACCAUCAUAGCCUAGGGCAUCCUUCACUAGGAGCUACUCUGCUGGAAGAGGAGCCCUGGCACCAUGGUGGUCACUCAUUGGGUUGCUAACUGAGAAGUCAUCGGUUCAAAACCAUCAGGGGCUCUGUCAGGUUCGCUACUUCUAUACAGAGUGAAAGCCUCAGAAACCCACAGAGGCCGCUCUGCUCUCUCAUCCAGGGUCCCUAGGGAUCUACUUGAAGGCUCUGAGUUUGGUUUGGGGGAUUGGAACCGGCUGGCGGCCUGUGAACGUGGUGGAUCGACUCAGAACUGGGCCUCAGAGGAGACAGGUGAUCCUUGUGCAGCACUGAGGGCACCUGGCAGAAGCAGACCUGGCUGCAGCCCCGUGCUUCGUUGUGAUGCGGUUGGCUUUGAUGCAGGUAGCUAAGGAAUGUGUCCCACUGCCCUGCCUGGUGGCCAUGGGACUGGGCAGCACAAGCCAGAGGCAUGACCUCAGAGUGAAGUUAGGGUGUUCCUUCUCACCAAGAGGGGUGGCACUGAAAAUCCCAAUACAGAGGCAAAAAAAGAAAAGUCAUUCUCAGAUCACAUGCAUUUUAUCAAAAGCAAUAAGAGGGGAGCUCUGGUGUGGGUUCAGUCACUUGCUAAACAAAUUCUAAGGGGCAGCUGCUAUAUGUCAGGCCCAGUCCUGGGGUUAGAAGUUGCCCUCGGGCACCUUUUCCCCUGGGAUAACAGACAGACCACAGUGGCCACCGAGCUGCCCUGGGCUCGAGUUACACCUUUGUUUGAGAGUUUUGAGCUGGGCUCUGUAGGGUCUUUACUGAGCAGGAUCUUCAAGAUCAGGCAACACCCUCUCCCGGUACAGAGUAUAGGGUGCGGGUGUCUUUUGCUCCCUCCACCCCCCACCUUUGCAGCUCUUCUUUGCUGGUCUCCUGUUAAUCCUGUCAUGUUUUCCUGUCGUAAAUUGUUGGGAAUCCGUAGGCCCAGGAAAGCCCCACCAGCAGCCUUGACUAACUGCAUCUAUGGGCACGAACCGGCCCCUGUGGGGUGGGGGCAGGUGCAUCAGAGACCGCAUAGAAAGGUGAUUGGCCGGCCCACCAAGGCAGCCUUGAAAAAAACUGGCUGUACCUGGCACCUCCUAGCACAGAUGGUGGCCACCCAGGAGCCUGCUGGUGAGAAAGAGGGUGCUUCGGAUGGUCUGAUUAUGCUGGGUAGCAUGCGGGGCUACAGGGCCCUGGUGCUGACUCUUUGGUACGGUGAUGCGGAAAGGGACGUCAGGCUUAUCUUUGGCGCUCUCUGCUCGGGCAGCCUCGCCAGCUGUGCCCCAGUUCAGAAGCACUCAGUAAGCAGGCAGGCUAGUAGUGCCCGUAGGUUGGUGUUCUUUCUCACAGGCGCAAUGCGGUCUGUGCUGCCUCUAGAAUAUUCCUGUAAAAUUCCACGCGGUAGUAACCCGACAUUCACCCUCCUGUCCCCGGGGGUGUGCUGGGGAAUCCCACCCGCUCAUGUCGUGGGGGCCGUUGUUGCUGCCUGCCUCUGCUCUUGCCGGUGCGUUCCGUAAGGCUUUAACCGGUGGUCAGAAGACUCGAGAUGCUUUUUCAACAUGCAAAGGCUUGUAGAUGUGGAGUAAAACAAUGCCCUUGGAAAAAAAACACCCCCCAAAUAAACCCAUGAUCCCCUCGUGCUUGGUUUCCACGGCUGUUAAGAGAGUGUGGACUCUUUGCAAAGUGAGGCCGGGACCCUUCCCGAAGAGGGAGCCCUGACGAUUUAGGAACAAGGAGGAGCGGGUUGGGUCCCUUUGCAGCAGUGCGAUUACGGGCACGCCUCCCUGUCACUUGCCACUGAAGUCAGAUUACGGGCACACCUCCCCGUCACUUGCCACUGAAGUCAGAUUACGGGCACGCCUCCCCGUCACUUGCCACUGAAGUCAGAUUACGGGCACGCCUCCCCGUCACUUGCCACUGAAGUCACUGGGUGCUGCCUUGGGCAGUUCUUCAGGAACCGGAAUACCGGGAGUUUGAUGAGCUUUGUAGAAAACCCCACAGGGAGUGCUCCUUUACCCAAUCAGAUGUCCCUUACGGCCCCUGUGCCAGGGGCAGGGGUGUCACUGCCAACCGGCUGGUGAGCAUCUGGGGCCCAUUUUCAAUGUGGAAGGCUAGUCGGCUGCCCCCCAGGUGAUGUGUGUGCCCUUAGCUACCUGUGUCACCCGAGUCCUCUUGUUUCUCCAGUGGAUUCGACUGCCAUUACUUUUGGGCGGCAGCAGGAUGGCCAGGUAAGAGCAGUAACAGCUGAAGUUCCUGAAGAGGACAAAGGUGAAACGUUCACUGAGAGUUAGAGGUGCUACAAACGACGGCUAUGGGGAGAGGGGGCGCUUCAGCAGAGAGAUGGCAGACAGCCAGUGCCUUUCAGAAAUUCUCCAAGUACACGGGGCUGCGGACAAUGUGCUGUCGGAUACACAGAGUAACCUGUUCACAGGACGAUAGUUUUCUGAAACAGAGCACAGUGGAAAGUCUUUGCUCAGCAAAGACCCUACAGGCCAGUGGGGCCGAAAUGAACUUUCUGAGACUGCCUUCUGAGUCAGCACAGGAGAGGGGAGUGGGCAUGGUCCUCACGCGGAGCAAUACUUUGUAGCACACUGAUGGAGAUUUCCAACUUUUAAGAUUUUUUUAAAACCUCACGUGCACGGUGUGACUGACAGUGAGUUUAAAGCUUUCAGAGUGUUUCAUUGCAUGGCAGGCCACCCACGCUCUCUCCACUUCCUGAAUUGUACUGCUGUGUCCAUGUACGGUCCCCGGAAGGGGUUCUGGUGGGAGGACGGCCCCUCCCCACCACUUCACGUGUGUUAAGGUCUAUGCAGCCACUUCUAGUUCACUUGCACUGUUUGGGAAAUGCCAGGUUUACAAAAAUACGUGUUUGGAAUAAAAAAAGGAAAAAAAAAGGCUGCAAAUGA
Messenger RNA from Echinops telfairi (small Madagascar hedgehog), 7322 nucleotides. It is a transcript of the gene ITGA9, whose product is annotated as integrin subunit alpha 9. The coding region runs from base 66 to 2276 and encodes 736 amino acids. The transcript is spliced from 21 exons. The record is from RefSeq and is a predicted model, not a curated record. Gene Ontology annotation, biological process: cell adhesion mediated by integrin; cell-cell adhesion; cell-matrix adhesion. Gene Ontology annotation, cellular component: external side of plasma membrane; integrin complex. Gene Ontology annotation, molecular function: integrin binding. NCBI's taxonomy places the organism in Eukaryota, Metazoa, Chordata, Mammalia, Afrosoricida, Tenrecidae.